Procambarus clarkii (red swamp crayfish) is the source of this 386-nucleotide messenger RNA. NCBI's taxonomy places the organism in Eukaryota, Metazoa, Arthropoda, Malacostraca, Decapoda, Cambaridae. The record is from RefSeq and is a predicted model, not a curated record.
AUGGGUGAGAGGGAAAAAGGUAAGAAGAUCUUUAUGCAGAGGUGUGCACAGUGUCACACUGUUGAAUUAAACGGCAAGCACAAAACUGGACCCAAUCUCAAUGGCCUCUUCGGCCGCCAAACUGGUCAGGCUUCUGGCUAUAUUUACACUUAUGCCAAUAAGGCCAAGAGUAUCACGUGGGACAAAGAUAAUCUGGAUAUCUACUUGACCAACCCAAAGAAAUUUAUUCCAGGCACAAAGAUGGUGUUCGUUGGUCUUAAGAAGAAGAAUGAGCGUGCAGACUUGAUUGCUUACCUGGAAACCUCCACCAAGUAGAGCAAGCAUUAAUAUUUUUGUGGUCUCACCACUUUAAAUCAAUAAAUCAUCCUGCUAUCAAAAUUUACUAA